Leishmania mexicana MHOM/GT/2001/U1103 is the source of this 1422-nucleotide messenger RNA. RefSeq lists its product as hypothetical. Gene Ontology annotation, biological process: regulation of dephosphorylation; regulation of signal transduction. Gene Ontology annotation, cellular component: cytosol. NCBI's taxonomy places the organism in Eukaryota, Euglenozoa, Kinetoplastea, Trypanosomatida, Trypanosomatidae. Gene Ontology annotation, molecular function: protein phosphatase 2A binding. The coding region runs from base 1 to 1422 and encodes 473 amino acids. The transcript has a single exon. The record is from RefSeq and is a predicted model, not a curated record.
AUGUCGAACAGCACGGAUGCGGGGCGUGACUGCGUUACCGUCAAGGGACACUUCAACAGCCUCUGCGACACCUACAUUGGUGAAGUUGUCAACUCCUCUCUCCCCAGCACAGAUGCCACACUCAACGCCCAGAUACGCGUGUUGGUGGCGGAGUUUGAGCUGUUCUGGCGCCACCUCUCCGCCGUUGGAGCUUUUUCACCAAACGACGAGAUCGACGACUACUCGACGACAGCGCUGGAGAUGCUGUGGACACCGUACAUUCUGGCGGACCUCUUCCAGCGCAUCCAGGGCCCCAUGAAACGUGCCCAGGAUAGCCGCGCUGGGAACGGUGGUGACAGCAGCAACAGGAUCGCGGAGCAGCAAGCGGGCUCGGCAGACGAGCGCAUGCGGGGCGAGGACGUGCUUCGUCAAAGUGAGCAGGACAAGGGUGCGCAACACAUGGAAACGGUCGCGCAUUCCGCGGCUAAUCUGACCUCUCGCUCCCUUCGAGAGGAGGAGCUGCGGUCUUUGUCGCGGCAAGAGGCGCUUGCCCGCUCUCACGCGUGGCUCAGGGUGUUCUUUGAGUGGAUGGAGAAUAUCGAGCUUGUCGACAAGAAGAUGCUGAACACGCAUGCCGUGUACCGUGCCGACCAACGGUCGCAGCGCAUUGAGCUCUCUCGCACCAUCGCAUCGCUUCGGGCGGCGCUGAAGGCCGAGGAUGACAAGGUGGGCUACCUCCGGGCGAAGCGGCGCCGCAUGCGGGAGCUGAUGGCCGAGGAGGGCGAGGCGGCAGAGGAAACGGGAGGCGAGGAGGAGGAGACGCUGCGCGCGCGUGCGUUGGCGCGGCUGAAGUGGUCUAUUUAUGAAGGCUGCCAUCAGCUUCAAAUAUCGUCUCGUGAGCUCAGCAUGCUCGAGGCGUUAAACCCAGAUCAGCGGGCCGCCAUCUCGAAGCAGUACCAGGACACCAUGGACUCCGUGCGCCGGGGAGAGCUGUCGCUGGGGCGGCACACCUACACGAUUCUGCCGGGCGGCAUGAUGGCGGCUGGGACAGUCGAUCACCCGCAGCAGGUGCGCACCAGCGACAUUGUGCAGUCGGGCGGCGUUACAGCACCUGCAGCGACCGUGACGACUGUCGCCGCCUCCUCUCUCGCCAUCCGCGGCAGCAGCAAUGCUCAAGUGUACCGUCAGCAGAUCCGGAACGAGUUGAUGAUAGACCGCAACGCUCCGACCAUGACACUGCAGGAGUUCGCCGAACUGGAGAUGGCGGAGAUUCAGCGGCAGAUGGACGAGGCCCAGGCGAAGCAGCAGCAACAGGCCGAGGAGGACGCACGUCUUGGUCUGGACGGCGUGGAGGAGCGCCAGCGGCAGAAGGACAGCGCCUGGGACGACUGGAAAGACGAUCAUCCAGCCUACGGACUGACGAACAAGGGCAACUACUCCUGA